Molecule: messenger RNA, 927 nt
Organism: Otolemur garnettii (small-eared galago)
Lineage: Eukaryota; Metazoa; Chordata; Mammalia; Primates; Galagidae
Product: olfactory receptor 4N5
Exons: 1
Coding region: 1-927 (308 amino acids)
Biological process (GO): G protein-coupled receptor signaling pathway
Cellular component (GO): membrane
Molecular function (GO): G protein-coupled receptor activity; olfactory receptor activity
Source: RefSeq, a predicted model, not a curated record
AUGGAGGUAGAAAACAGCACAGUGGUAACAGAAUUCAUCCUCCUUGGUCUGACCCAGUCUCAAAAUGCUCAACUCCUGGUCUUUGCGCUUGUCUUAAUUUUCUACCUCAUCAUCCUCCCUGGAAAUUUCCUCAUCAUCCUCACCAUAAGGUCAGACCCUGGCCUCACUGCUCCUCUCUAUUUCUUCCUGGGCAACCUGGCCUUCCUGGAUGCCUCCUACUCCUUCAUCGUGGCUCCGAGGAUGCUGGCGGACUUCCUCUCUGACAAGAAGGUGAUCUCCUACCGAGGUUGCAUCACUCAGCUCUUCUUCUUGCAUUUUCUCGGCGCAGGGGAGAUGUUCCUUCUUGUUGUGAUGGCCUUUGACCGCUACAUAGCCAUCUGCAGGCCCUUACACUAUUCCGCUCUCAUGAGCCCCAGAACCUGCUAUGCCUUGUUGCUGGCGCUGUGGCUUGGAGGCUUUGCCCACUCCAUUGUACAAGUGGCCCUUAUCCUGCACUUGCCUUUCUGUGGUCCAAACCAGCUGGAUAACUUCUUCUGCGACGUCCCGCAGGUCAUCAAGCUGGCCUGCACUGACACCUUCGUGGUGGAGCUCCUGAUGGUCUCCAACAGCGGCCUGCUCAGCCUCCUGUGUUUCCUGGGGCUUCUGGCCUCCUACACCGUCAUCCUCUGCCGCGUGAAGGGGCACUCCUCAGAAGGGAAGAACAAGGCAAUCUCCACAUGCACCACCCACAUUAUCAUCGUGUUCCUCAUGUUUGGACCUGCCAUCUUCAUCUACACACGCCCCUUCCGGGCUUUCCCGGCUGACAAGGUGGUCUCCCUCUUCCACACAGUCAUCUUCCCUUUGAUGAACCCUAUGAUUUAUACGCUUCGCAACCAGGAAGUGAAAGCUUCCAUAAGGAAGUUGUUAGGUCAGCACAGAGUUUGCUGA